Messenger RNA from Psylliodes chrysocephalus, 6552 nucleotides. The record is from the annotation of a GenBank genome assembly. NCBI's taxonomy places the organism in Eukaryota, Metazoa, Arthropoda, Insecta, Coleoptera, Chrysomelidae.
AUGGUUGAGCUGGAUUUUUCUUCUACGGGAACCGUUCCUGAAAAUGGGGUUCCUGAUAUGACCUGCCUCACUGUUCUGGAUGAAGAAGUUAUUAACAAAAAUCUCAAAAUUCGCUAUGAGAACGACAUAAUAUAUACAUACACUGGCACCAUUCUAGUUGCAGUUAAUCCCUACAAGGACAUUGACAUUUACUCCCAGUAUUAUGUACAUACAUACCAUGACACAAAGAUGCGAGACGUGGAACCCCACGUGUUCGCUAUGGCCGAGGCUGCAUACGCUUCCCUCCAAACUGACAACCCCGGAAAGAAUCGUAACAACCAAAGUUUAGUGAUAAGUGGUGAGAGCGGUGCAGGCAAAACAGAAUCUACUAGGUUCAUUCUUCAGUAUCUAUGUUCUGUGACCAGUGGAGUUUCCACCUGGGUGGAGCAGCAGAUUCUGGAAGCCAAUACCAUUUUGGAAGCUUUUGGCAAUGCAAAAACAGUCAGAAACGAUAAUUCAAGUAGGUUUGGAAAAUUUAUGCAAGUGUGUUUUGAUUCGAGAUGGAUGAUUGCAGGAUGUAUAGUGCAAGAUUAUUUAUUAGAACAAUCUAGGAUUACCUUUCAAGGAUCAGGAGAAAGGAAUUACCAUGUAUUUUAUCAACUAGUUGAAGAAGCCAAGUACAAUCAAGAAUUAGCUAAACAGCUCCACCUAAAAGAUGCCAAAUUUUAUAAUUACCUAAACCAGUCGGACUGCUUAAAAAUCGAGGGAGACUCAAGAAGACUUGAUAGUUUAAUGUUGGCCUUUAACGUACUGCAAGUACCUGCGAACAAAUGUAACGGAAUAUUUCAAACGUUGUCUGCCAUUUUGUGGUUGGGCAAUUUGACAUUCGAAGACAUCGACGGAGAGCGAUGUCAAUUGACCAAAGAGGAUGAAAGUAUCAUAGAUACUUUAUCCAAAUUGUUAGGAUUAGAAGUAGAUCAUAUUAGGCAAGUCGUGUUGAUUAGACAGAUCAAUGUACGGGGGAAUAUUACUGAAAUUCCGCUUAAACUGCAAGAGGCAAGGGAGAAUCGCCAUGCGAUGGCAAAGGCCCUUUAUUCCCGUACAUUUGCAUGGUUAAUAAAUCACAUAAACAACUGCACAAAUCCAGGUCAAGAUUCGACGAGAUUUAUAGGCGUUUUAGACAUAUUUGGAUUCGAGAAUUUUGCCGUCAAUUCGUUUGAACAAUUGUGCAUUAAUUACACCAACGAAAAAUUGCACAAAUUUUUUAAUCAUUACGUUUUUGCAUUGGAACAAGAAAUAUAUAUUCAAGAAGAAAUCCAAUUUAAUCAUAUAGCGUUUACCGAUAACACUUUGUGUCUGGAAUUAUUAGAAAAACCACCUAGAUGCGUUUUAAGACUGUUAUCUGAACAGUGCCAUUUACCAAGAGGUUGUGAUGCUUCGUAUAUUUCUAAUCUUCAUUCGGAAUUUGAAAGUCAUGAGCGAUAUGUCAAAGGUGAAGAUAGGCGAAAAUGGGAAACUGAGUUUGGAAUCAAACAUUACGCUGGCUGUGUAACUUAUAAUGUUAAGGGAUUUGUAGACAAGAAUAGAGACGUUCAACAGGAUGUAUUUUUUGAUAUUCUUUCUAGAAGUAGUAAUGAGUUCGUUCAGGAAUUGUAUACAUUUCAAGAUCCUUCCAACACUUUAACACAGAAAACGGUUGUCAAUGGAGUUUCUACAGUGUCCAGAGGUACGAGCAAGGGAAAACCUACAGUUUCAGAUACGUUUAGACACCAACUUCAAGCUCUUGUUGAUGUACUUCAGUCGACAACUCCAUGGUACGUUCGAUGUAUUAAACCCAAUAAGCACAAGGUAGCUGAUAGCUACGACGAUCAGCUAGUGUUAGACCAGCUUAAAUAUUUAGGAAUGUUAGACAUUAUAAGAAUAAGAAAAGAGGGCUUCCCCAUUCACAUGAGCUUCGAAGAUUUCGUGAUAAGGUACCAUUGCCUUUCCAAGAACCGUUUACCUCCAGACAUGCUAAAAGCUUGUCUGAAUCUUAUAGAAAGUCACAACGUACCAAAAACGGAAUGGCAGUUAGGGAAAACGAAAGUUUUCAUGAGACCCCACGUCCACGAACCUUUAGAAGAAGCCAGAAAUAAACUGGUUAGAUCUCGGGCUAUUCUCAUUCAAAAAACGUACCGAAUGUAUGUAAAAAGAAAAGAAUUUAUAAAAGUUCGGAAUGCCAUACUAAAUAUUCAACAUGCAUAUAAAGGUUGGAAAUUGAGAAUUGAUUUCUUGAGGAAACGAAGGGCGGCCGUUGUUAUACAGAGCCACUUGAGAGGAGCUUUUGCUAGGGAAGUAGCAGCUGCUUUGAGAGAAAUGAGGCGAGUAGAAGAAGAAAUGAGGAAACGAGAAAAAAUGGAAGAAGAAAGGAAGCAAAGAGAAGCUGAAAGGGCAGAAAGGAAAAGAAAAGAAGAAGAUGAAGCCAGACGAUUAAUAGAAGAAAACAAAAUGAAUGAUCUUCCACCUCCGCCAUCAUUUGCUCAAGAAACUGAAGAUUUGGAAAGAAGCGAAAAAGCUGCAGAACAAGAAAUAGCAGCACUUUCACAGAUGGCUGAACAACUUAAACACAAUAGACCUGAACUUCCCACAGAAUCGGUCGAUUUAGACAACUUAUUUGCGUUUCUGUCUGAUGUACAACCAAAUAAUCGCAAUCAUAUUAUUGAAGAAAUUGGUGAAAAAAUGGAUGAGUUGGUAGAAGAUUUAGAUGUUGAAUUGGAAACGGUCAUUCAACAAGAACUGGAAGGACUUGCUCAAGAACAGCAACUACCUACGCCUCCUAAAAUGGGUCUUCCUACCCUUCCAGAACCUACAGGGCCGCCACCACCACCUCCUCCAAUAGAUUUUCAAGUAAAUCCAGAGCCUCCACCGGUUUUGGUUGAAGUAGAGAUAAAAACUAACAACGAUGAGCCAAUCUAUGAGGCAGUGUUGCCAAGAGAGGAGCCUGUACCUGUUUGCGUAUCUCCCCCUCCACUUCCAGCACCACCUAGUCGCUUAGCUUCUGAAUCUCCUAAGCCUACUCCUCCGAUAUCUAGAUCAAACAGUGGCGUGCACCCUACCUGGAGGUAUUCUCAGGAGCACCCACAACAAAUUCCUCAGCUUCAAGAUAUUCCGAACAUAGAGCGAGAACAAAGACGUAAAUUCCGCGUAGAGAAAAAACUACAAGAACUCAACGAAAAUAACGAAAAAGAAAACGUAACUGUCGAAGAAGUGCAUUUUGAUAUGGUGGAAUUUGCAAAUAGUUACUUUAACGCGCAUGAAAGGAGUCCCGAGGGUACGAUAAUGGCGACGUUGACGAGAAAACGGCAAAGUUCUGAAAUGAUACCGAAAAGUGAAAUGGUUUCUUUCUAUAAAGGAAAUUCCAUUCCCAAUUCGCAUAUUCAUCUAUAUGACCCGGACAAUAUUAAUAUCGCCUGCAGUAUUUUCAGGGACUUAAACAAAUAUAUUCGUGGAGAACUCAACGGCGAAAGAGAACUUCAAGUAAUCCAAUCCAUAAUUGGUUUCGCUUUAGAAAGAGAAGAACUCAGAGAUGAAAUUUUCGUCCAGUGCAUGAGGCAGUCCACAAAUAAUCCUAGCACAGAGAGUACAGAAAGAGUCUGGCUCCUACUUUGUCUUUGCAUAGUUUCUUUUCAACCAUCCAAAUUACUUUAUCGCUAUUUUGCGACUUUUCUUAAGAAGAAUCUGUCUCAACCUGGAAGGAUCAGCCAGUACGUGCAAUGGUGUUUGGAUAACUGCAAUAAUAAUAAAGUGUCUGUGAGGGAGCAUCCUCCAUCUUCAGUUGAAGUUGCAGCAAUGAAAAGAUUAGGUACAAUAGUGUGCAGAUUUUUCUUCUUGGAUGGACGUACGAAGGCAAUUGAUGUCCAUCCAACAGAUACAGCUGGUGAUGCUUCCAAAAAGUUGGCAGAACGUUUGGCUUUACGCAAUUUAGAUGGCUGGGCUAUCUAUCAGAGUCGUUCAGACGGAGAGGAACAUGUGCGGGCACAUCAUUACCUCUAUGACAUUAUUGCCCAGUGGGAACUGAAUCAAAAUAAAUUAGUUCCUUCAACUGGUUUAUCGACUUUGGGAAGACGAGGUAAUCAAGCAGUAAGUGGCGGAGAAAAUAGGUUUAUUUUUAAGAGAAGGCUCUUCAAAUCUAAUCGUGAACUUAGUCAAGAUCCCGUAGAAGUUAAUUUAAUGUAUGCUCAAGCUGUCCACAGCGUUGUGAAGUGUGAUGAUUUUCCAGUAACAGAAAAGGUUGCUUUACAGCUGGCUGGGUUACAGGCACAAGUAGCUUUAGGAAAUCCCAAAGACAAUAAUAAACUCGAAUAUUAUAAUGACAUUGACACAUAUCUACCAUAUAGGAUAAGUAGAACCAGAGGGGACGACGUAUGGGUCCCAAUUAUUGCUCAAGCUCACCGACAAUACGGUGCAAAUCGUUCUGAACUAACAGCCAAAGCUCUCUACCUGUCCUGUGUCAUGCAGUAUCCUCUUUACGGAACGACGAUGUUCCCGGUAACCUACCGAGGUUACUGGUCUUACGGAAACGCCUUAACAUUAGGCGUCAACUGCGAAGGUAUCAUGCUGAUUAAAAACGACGAUAAAUUCGUACUAAACGAAUUCCACUAUCAAGAUGUCGAAAGUAUUCUUUUGGAUCCCAGCGAUUGUUUCAUAACUAUUACAUUACAGAGACAAUUAAAUGAUAGUAAUCAUAAAUGUUAUGUAUUUGAAACAGCUCAGAAAAAUGAAAUAGGAUCGUUAAUAGCUAGUUACUGUCCUUCGUUAGCUGGUUGGCUUACCGAGAGUGAAGCGCCCUUAAAGAAAACCAAAUCUAUUACUAACGAGGAUAGAGUGAGGCUUUAUCACAACCUUGUCAACUGUAGACGAGCUUUGGUUGACCAUGAUAUACUUAGAAAACCGAUGGAUACAUCUGGAAACUUUCUACGAAAUACUUUGAGAAGGUUGAGCAAGCAUAAGCUGGAUAAGUUGAGACAAGAACACGGAGGGGACACUGGAGAGACUUAUAAAGGUUUUCAUUACGCUUUUUGGGCGUUUAGCAGACAGCCGUUGCCGCAAAGUAUUAGCAGGAUUCCAGAACCCGAUGAGCAGAUUAUGUUACAGGUCUUCCAGAUUAUUUUAACCUAUGCCGGUUUAGGACAAAAUGGUGAGGUUAUUAGAAGGGUCGAAGAUGAACAUGUCACACUUCUUCAAACUAUCCUAGAACGUUGUAUGAGGAAAGAAUCUCUUUUAUGUGAGCUAUAUUUGCAACUUAUAAAACAAACUACGGAUCAUCCGGAUCCCAAUUCCAGAGUUAAUUUACGACAUUGGGCGUUACUGUCGUUGGCCUGUUCUGUUGUUUUACCUCCCAAUAAAGCUAUACGCAGGUACUUAAUCGCACAUUUGAAAAGAUGCAGUUCAGAUUUUGUGACGGAAGAGGGAAAAUAUGCAAGGUUUGCCGAGAAAUGUUUGUCAAAAACGCAAGGAACAAGGAGACGACAGUGGCCACCAUCCCGGGAAGAAAUACUUUGUACUAUAAAUAGAAGACCUGUAUAUGCCAGAUUUCAUUUUAUGGAUGGACAAUACCAUUCUGUAGAAUUUCACCCGUCCGCUACAGCCAAAGACGUUCUCGAAGUAGUCAGAGACAAGAUUGGCCUCAGUGAAAUUGCAAAAGGUUAUGCAAUAUACGAAGUGCUCGGAAAUUCCGAACGCAGUUUAGCAGCGGAAGAGAAAGUAGCUGACGUUAUGGCAAAGUGGGAAAGAUACCGAGCAGCAACUACUGCGAACGCAAUAAACAAUGCUGGUACAGCGAAAAGAGCGAGACCACAACAUCAUUUCUUCCUUUUCAAGAAACAUUUAUUCAUGGACAAUUUCAUUAAUUUGAACGAUAACGUCGAAAAGGAGUUGUUGUACCAUCAAGUCCUACAUGAUCUGAGAACCGAUCGGUUUCCUAUUACAGACAAAGAAGCUAUGAUGUUGACAGCUCUUCAAGCUCAAUUAGAGCUCAGCGACUUAGGGGAUGUGAUCCACGACUAUAGACCUAUAGCUGCACAUUGCUUACCAGCACGCAUGGUACCUAUUUUACCUAACGAAGGAGUACAAAUGCAUCACCAGUCUUUACGAGGAAUGACACCUUCUGAAGCUAAGCAGGCGUUUUUGAAUCUCAUACAGAGCUGGCCUCUGCAUAAAGCUACAAUAUUUGAUGUAAUGCAAUCGUUCACUUCAAAUUGGCCCCGAGUUCUCUGGCUAGCCGUUGACCAGAAAGGCCUCCACCUCUUAGAGCACCGUUCGCGCAACGCCCUCUGCACGUACGAUUACAACAGUAUUCUUAGCUACUCACCCGCACUAAACUGCUUGAUGAUAAUCACCGGUAGCGACCGUAAACAAAGUAAAGUAAUUUUAACAACUGCGCAAGCUUUUCAAAUAGCUACUCUAAUAAGAGAGUAUACGGAAGAGUUGCACGGUCAUGCCAUGGAUCUCAAAAGAGCCGAGCAACAGCCGAAGAGCCGACCAAUCAGCGGACUACAUCAGAACGGUCCCUUGGUACCGCCUCAGCCCAGCUAG